UUUUAACGCACCCUGUAGAUAUUCGAAUGAACUUGGAGUUGGGAUGGCGGCCAUUAGUAGAAAUAGUUGGAAAACGUUUAUUUAACGAUUUUUAAAAUUUCUAGGCAGAUUUUACAAAAGUGGAACAUUUGUGAUUUUUGUGCAAUUUCUGAUGAAAAUGAUGACGGCGUUUCAACAAGCAGCGUACGCAGCAAAUGGUACAUCUAACAAUGGAGACGCAGACACAACAAACGAACAACAGGAGCAAACCUCAAACGAAACAACGGAGCCUGAGCCUCCAGUACCUGGAACAGAAGAACCUCAAAUUAAACGAGGCCUGACGAUGGGUAAGUGGUAGCAUGUAGAGGAUUUUUAGAAGUUCAAAAAAAAAAACAAUUUAAGUACGGGAACCCUUGACUAAUCUGCGAUAUUUCGGUCUGCUUGAGCUGUUCCAGAAAUGAGAUCGACUGGCAUGUACCGCUAUGGAGUCACACUAGCCAGAUAUAGCUGUAACCGUUGCCUCGCGGUUACAUGGUAGGAAGUAAAAAUCACUGUACUAACAUUUUUGUGAGCCUGAGGGUGGGACGAAAUAGUUUAAUUAUCUAAAAUUGUAUUUUACUUGUAUAGUGAGGUUAUGUGCAAGUGUGAAUUUAGGAUGUAAAAACAACAGGUAUUCAUAUAGAAAGACAAAACUGUAUUAUAAUAUGGUUUAAUGCAUAAUAAGGUAGUUCACAAGCAAUAGUGAUUACUUUAUUUAAUGUAAAAAUAUUGGAUAUGCUUUAACGAGGGCCAAUAAACUUCAUUAGGUAUUUAGUAAAAAAUCAGGUAAAUGUACAAGUCCUUGAGCUCUCAGGUUUCAUAAAUUUGUUUUAUUUGCAAACUGUUUAAGUCCGAAUUAAAUUUGGAGGUGUUUAGACAAAGCUAUUUUUAAUUUUGUGUUUACAGAUCGAAUUGUUGCGACAAUCUUUUAGAUCCCAGCAUUCGCCGAAGCGUUGGCGCAGUCCAUUGGAACAACCAUCCAAUUUCCUUUUCCAUUCACUCUUUUAAUACCAAUUCAAUUAUUUCAAAAAACAACACAUGAAAAAUAUAUAAAUAUGAAACCUUUCUUAUGAGAUUCGCUAUCAGCGAAGUACAUACUGAUUGUCUGCGUUUAUGUAACAUAAUUUAAUUUUGUUUUAAUAUAUAUAUAUAUAUUAAUAAUUAUAUAAAUAACAAAAGGUCAGGUUAGUCUAGUAAUGGACAAGACUAUCUUAUCUAUUCAUGGUGGACUCGAAUUUCGAAUUAUAUCCCCGUAAAACAUCUUACGGGUUUUGGGCCGGUAUAAUAUUCAUGUCCUUUUUUGUUAGAAAAAACAUAUUUGCUUAAUUCCUGAAUGAUUUUUUAGAGGGCAAAAAAGUGAAACAAUUAAGUUUUUUGCACAUUUUUUACAGUUUUGAUAAAAGCUUAGCAUGUCGAAACAUGAAAAGAUAAAUAAAUUUCUUAUGAAAUAAAUAAAAACCUGUUAUUUAUAUAAUUAUUCUAAAAUGUUUCAAUUUAUUACAUCGGUCAGUAUAAUAUUUUCUUUACCUUAAGAACAAUGCAGGGACUGCUUUAACGAAAAACAAAUGAUCUAUUUAAAUAACUAAAAAUAUAAUCUGAAAAUUCGCCAAUUUUUUGUGUAAUUAAUUCUGUUUCCAAAAUCGCUUUUGGAAAGUACAAAAGAUGAUAUCUUAUGAUACCGAAAAGUUAUAGAAUUCAUUUUUUUUUUAUAAAUAUCAACUUUUACACUACUGAAAGUUUGAUUGCAGAUGUAUCAUCCGCUGCUGAUAACAGAUUGCUGAAUAUUGAUUAAAAAAAGUCAUUAAGUUGGGCCAUGAAAUUAGUUUAUUGGUAAACACUUUACUAGUUGUCAUUUUUUCUUAAAGUUUGCUCCAAACAAACUAACGGUGAUUGUUUCUUUAAGUAAAAUUAUGUAUCUUUACAAUAGAAUAAUUUUGAUUUUAAGUUAAUUGAACUUAAAGUUUUUAAUUAGUUUUUAUGAUAAACAUCCUGUUUCUUUAAAGAACUUCGAUAAUAAAUAUAACUAAAUAUUUUGUAUCUUGCAGAUAUUUUAAAUUUUCGAGUAGUAUUUUCAUUGUGAAAUAACAUUUAUAUUCAGUAAAUGUCUAAUUUCCAUAUUAAUUAGUUAUUAUAUUUUUUUAUAAAAUUAUGUUGUAACAUGUUGGAAUUAAUUUUCAUGGGCACAACUGUUGUAUUUAUGGUUUGUACGUAUAUUGGGCGUUUUUCUAGUACGAUUUUUUUCGUCCCGGCCUGUGCUACAGCAAGGAUGCGUUUCAAAAUGUGGAAUAUAUUUCUGAUUUGUAUCAAACAGGGGAAGUUAUGGCAGGCCCUGGAGCGAGAAGCAAUACGAUAGCGGGUAUACUGGGAGGUACGUUACCGAAACUGUCUUCCGAACAAAUGGACUCGGUUAGCAGAGCGAAAAAAUACGCAAUGGAACAGAGCAUUAAAAUGGUCCUUAUGAAGCAGACUUUAGCACAUCAACAGCAGCAAAUGGCUAGUCAGAGGACGCAGGUCCAGAGGCAACAGGCUCUCGCCCUCAUGUGCAGGGUGUAUGUGGGCAGCAUCAGCUUUGAACUAAAAGAGGACACGAUAAGACAGGCGUUCCUGCCGUUCGGCCCGAUCAAAUCCAUCAACAUGAGUUGGGAUCCUGUCACACAGAAGCAUAAGGGCUUUGCUUUUGUGGAGUACGAGAUUCCGGAGGCGGCACAGUUAGCUCUUGAACAAAUGAACGGUGUCAUGAUUGGCGGUCGGAACAUCAAGGUCGUCGGUCGGCCGAGCAACAUGCCGCAGGCGCAGUCGGUCAUUGAUGAGAUUAUGGAAGAGGCGAAGAACUAUAACAGGAUCUACGUCGCUUCCAUACAUCCCGACCUCACUGAAGAUGACAUUAAAAGCGUUUUUGAAGCGUUCGGUCCAAUAAUUUAUUGCAAGUUGGCUCAGGGCAGUUCGGCACAUAGACACAAAGGUUAUGGUUUCAUCGAAUAUCAAUCAGCUCAAGCAGCGAACGAGGCAAUAGCGAGUAUGAACUUGUUCGACUUGGGUGGGCAAUUUUUGCGCGUCGGUCGGGCUAUCACGCCUCCCAACGCCCUUAUGGGACCGUCGUCGGGAUCGAGCGUGAUGCCGACCGCGGCCGCGGUGGCAGCCGCGGCCGCCACCGCCAAAAUCCAGGCGAUGGACGCGGUCGCGAGUAACGCAGUCGCCCUCGGUCUUUCUAAGCUCAACCAGACGACUUCGAUUCCAGUUUUGACUCCGCCAACUAUCCCGAUCGUCACCCCCACGAUACCCGUUGUACAACCGACGCUUGCCGCUCCGACCGUAAUACCGACCGCUGUGCCGGCAGGCGUGCUGCCGCCCCCCGGUCUGGCCAUUCCGCAAUUGCCACCUGCGCAAACUGUUGCGCAGGUGCCGAUCGUCGCGCCAAUCAUAACUACCGUACCGACGAUCGCGCCGCCUUCAGUCGUGAUUAAACCCCCCGUUUCUACGACCGGACAACAGCAACAAGAGGCAAUGAAGAAAGCCCAAGAGGCGCAGCUUAAGCAACAAGAAGAGCUACAGAAGAAGCUCCUCGAUCAGAACGAACCUCAAACAUUGCAACAGCAGGAGAACAUGUCGAUUAAGGGUCAGAAUGCGCGGCAUCUGGUUAUGCAGAAGUUGAUGCGUAAGGUGGACUCUAGGGUCGUCAUAUUGAGGAAUAUGGUCGGGCCGGAGGACGUGGACGAAACGUUACAGGACGAAAUACAAGAGGAGUGUUCCAAAUUCGGGAUUGUCGAACGGGUUAUCAUUUACAACGAGAAACAGUCCGAGGACGAUAACACCGACAUCAUAGUGAAAAUCUUCGUAGAGUUUUCGCAAACCGGUGAAGCUGAAAAAGCCAGAGAUGCCUUAAAUGGGAGAUAUUUCGGUGGGAGGAUGGUACAGGCAGCACUUUAUGACCAAACCUUAUUCGAUCAUAGUGAUCUUUCAGGUUAGACUAAUUAUCUAAUAUAUUUAUUUGAAUUGCAAAACUUUAUUGAAUAUAAACGGAAGUAAAAAGACAUUGAAACCGCCGAUUUUUAAUUAAGUUCAAAUUGUAUUAAUAAUUUCGUAAGUUGUAUAAUAGACAUAAUAUUAAUUUUCUAUAAUGUAAUGUUGAUUGUAAUAUAUGUGAUUUUUGACUAAAAAGCUCAACCGUC
Molecule: messenger RNA, 4187 nt
Organism: Agrilus planipennis (emerald ash borer)
Lineage: Eukaryota; Metazoa; Arthropoda; Insecta; Coleoptera; Buprestidae
Gene: hfp
Product: poly(U)-binding-splicing factor half pint
Exons: 8
Coding region: 2338-3984 (548 amino acids)
Biological process (GO): alternative mRNA splicing, via spliceosome; regulation of alternative mRNA splicing, via spliceosome; mRNA splice site recognition
Cellular component (GO): precatalytic spliceosome; catalytic step 2 spliceosome
Molecular function (GO): RNA binding
Source: RefSeq, a predicted model, not a curated record